AUGAGACAACUUAAUGUUGUCAUUGCUGAUGAUCAGAGUUUAGCUUUUGUGUCUGAUAAGAACGCCUCCAUUGCUAAAGCUCUUGCGAAAGUGUAUCCGCAUUCUCAUCAUGGAAUUUGCAUUCACCACUUGUUGAACAAUGUUGUAACAUAUUUCAAGGGUAAAGGUGUCGCUGGUUUGGUUGCAAAAGCUUCUAAAGCUUAUCGAGUAGCUGACUUUAAGAAGAUGUUCACUGCUAUUUUCGUAAUUAGUCCUGAAAUUGGAAAAUAUCUAAUAGAAGCUGAUGUGAGUAAGUGGGCUCGUUGUCAAUUUCCGGGUUACAGGUAUGAUGUUAGGACCACUAACCCUGCUGAAUCGAUAAAUUCUGCUUUGCGUUCACCAAGAGAGUUUCCAGUUAUACAUUUGUUGGACAGCAUAAGGGAAAUGAUGACUCGUUGGUUUUUCAAGCGUAGAACUUUAAGUUUUAAGCACACGCAGCCACUGACCAUUGCGGUGGAGAAGAAGAUUGACCGAAGGAUUGAGAAGGGUAAGAAGUUUCAAGUUUCCCUAAUUGGCGAUGACAGGUUUUUGGUUCAAGGUGACACUUUUGAAUGUUUGGUUGACUUGGUCAGACGCACAUGUUCAUGUGGGAAAUUCGAUUUGAUGAAAAUCCAAUGCAGGCACGCCAUAAAAGCAGCUUUCAGUGUAGGCAAACAAGCACUCACACUUAUUGACGACAUGUAUACCACUGCUUCAUGGAGAUCGGUCUAUGAGGAAACCAUAAAUCCUAUUAGUGUUCCGGAAGAUUCAUGGAUUGUCCCAUCUCACGUAAAGCAAGCGAAAGUACUUCCUCCAGAGAGUAGAAGAGGUGCAAGUAGGAGAAAGAAACGCAGAUACGAGAAAGUUGAAGACAAGAUCCGUUCGUCACAAGGAACUCAACGCUCUAAACGUCGCAAAUGCAGUCGAUGUGGUAUGGUUGGUCACAAUAGGUCAACAUGUGAUAGAGCAAUAUAG
Molecule: messenger RNA, 993 nt
Organism: Brassica oleracea var. oleracea
Lineage: Eukaryota; Viridiplantae; Streptophyta; Magnoliopsida; Brassicales; Brassicaceae
Exons: 1
Coding region: 1-993 (330 amino acids)
Molecular function (GO): zinc ion binding
Source: RefSeq, a predicted model, not a curated record